AUGUAUUUUGUCCUGUCCAUUCCUCUUUCUUACUCUCCUCUCUCUCUUUCUCUCUCUCCAGAAGUACGAUGCCCCUCCCAACAGGUAGAUGACUGGAAGUUCCCUCAGACGGCCAGACACAACAUCACAGGUAAAUGACACACACACACACACACACAAACACACACACAAACACGAACACACACACACACAAAACACAGUUAAUAAGACAGUUAGUACCACUCACCUUGUUUAUCCUGUCUGAUCUACUGUGGCUCCUCUCUGUGAUUGAUUACUCUGCCUGGCUUGAGGAUUAAUGUGGUGAUGGAUGUGAUGCAGGUUUCAAUCUGGUGCGACGCUUCUCCCUGCUCAAGACAGCAAUGGUCAAGAAGAUCCGUAACCCCCGAGGACCCGUCAUCCUCCGACUGGGCAAGACAGCGCUCAUCCACCCCACAGAGUAUGUCCCCUCUCUCUCUCUCACUACCCUGUCUCCCCCUCUCUCUCGCCCUCCCUCCCUCCCUCUCUUUUCCAAUCUCAUCGGCCCCACAGAGUAG
Messenger RNA from Coregonus sp. 'balchen', 533 nucleotides. The record is from the annotation of a GenBank genome assembly. Lineage: Eukaryota; Metazoa; Chordata; Actinopteri; Salmoniformes; Salmonidae.